This is a messenger RNA of Talaromyces atroroseus, 882 nucleotides long. RefSeq lists its product as hypothetical. Bases 1 to 882 code for a protein of 293 amino acids. The record is from RefSeq and is a predicted model, not a curated record. The transcript is spliced from 3 exons. Gene Ontology annotation, cellular component: U1 snRNP; U2-type prespliceosome. Gene Ontology annotation, biological process: mRNA splice site recognition. Gene Ontology annotation, molecular function: mRNA binding. NCBI's taxonomy places the organism in Eukaryota, Fungi, Ascomycota, Eurotiomycetes, Eurotiales, Trichocomaceae.
AUGGCGGCAGAGCAGAGGAAGCUGCUAGAGCAGCUCAUGGGAGCCGACCAGCUCAUGGGCUUGGGAGCGGCGUCUCGCAACACGCAGCUCACCAUCACUGACCCCAAGAUCUGUCGAUCGUACCUUGUUGGCACGUGUCCGCACGAUCAGUUUACCAAUACCAAGCAAGAUCUGGGUCCGUGUCCGAAAGUCCACAGCGAAGGUCUGAAGGCGGAAUAUGAGGCUGCUUCCGCCAGCGACAAGGCUAAAUGGGGCUUCGAUUACGAUUAUAUGCGCGACAUACAGAAGUAUAUCGAUGAAUGUGACAGGCGCAUUGAUUCUGCCCAACGCCGGCUGGAGAAGACCCCGGAUGAGAUUCGGCAGACUAAUAAUCUGUUGAAACAAAUAUCCGAACACACGAAGACCAUCAACUCCGGUCUUCUGGAGGUAUCAGUACUCGGCGAAAUGGGCUCUGUGUCGCUCGCUAUGAACGAACUUUUCCGGAUCCGCUCCGCAAAACACCAGAAGGAGACGUGCGAGCGCGAACUCAAAACGUUGUCGGAUACAUCGGGCCCUUCCGGUCACCAAAAGCUCCAGGUCUGUGACGUUUGCGGUGCGUAUCUAAGUCGUUUGGAUAAUGAUCGUCGACUGGCGGACCACUUCUAUGGAAAAAUGCACAUGGGCUAUUCGGACAUGCGCAAGACAUACAAGAAACUCAGUGCGGAGCUGAAAGGAAGACCGCCCGCGGCGAGACAUGACGAUGGAUACGGCGAUGACGGAGGCUGGGGAGGCCGCGGAGGUGGAGGAGGCGGUGGUAGAGGAUAUGGACGAUCUGGUGGCGGAGGAGGCUAUAGGAAGAAAGGAGGAGGAGGUGGUGGUGGUUAUGGAGGGAACAGAUGGUAA